This is a messenger RNA of Lathyrus oleraceus (garden pea), 714 nucleotides long. RefSeq names its product 60S ribosomal protein L12-3. The transcript has a single exon. Lineage: Eukaryota; Viridiplantae; Streptophyta; Magnoliopsida; Fabales; Fabaceae. Gene Ontology annotation, molecular function: large ribosomal subunit rRNA binding; structural constituent of ribosome. The coding region runs from base 85 to 585 and encodes 166 amino acids. The record is from RefSeq and is a predicted model, not a curated record. Gene Ontology annotation, cellular component: cytosolic large ribosomal subunit; ribosome. Gene Ontology annotation, biological process: translation.
AAGAGUGUACUAAACCAAUAUAUAAAAGGAUUUUCCUGCUAUCUCCUUAUUUUCUAGAAACCCUAAUUCUUAGACACAGCAGCCAUGCCGCCAAAGCUUGACCCGUCGCAGGUGGUAGAGGUCUACGUCCGAGUCACCGGUGGCGAGGUUGGCGCAGCGAGUUCACUCGCUCCCAAAAUCGGUCCCCUCGGUCUCUCCCCAAAGAAGAUCGGAGAAGACAUUGCAAAGGAGACGGCUAAGGACUGGAAGGGCUUAAGAGUGACGGUGAAGCUGACUGUCCAGAAUCGUCAGGCGAAGGUUGCGGUUGUUCCAUCGGCGGCUGCGCUUGUCAUCAAGGCUUUGAAGGAGCCGGAGCGCGACCGGAAGAAGACGAAAAACAUCAAACAUAAUGGGAAUAUUUCUCUUGAUGAUGUUAUUGAGAUUGCGAAGAUUAUGAAGCCGAGAUCGAUGGCGAAGGAGCUUGCUGGGACGGUUAAGGAGAUUCUUGGGACAUGUGUGUCUGUUGGAUGCACUGUUGAUGGGAAGGACCCGAAGGAUCUGCAACAGGAGAUUAACGAUGGAGAUGUUGAAAUUCCUCAGGAUUAAGGAGGUGGUUUAUCUUUUUUUGUUUGUUAGACUGUUUUUUAUUGCGUUGAAGUUAAAAUUUUGAAUUGUUGAAGAUUUUGUUUAAUGGAUUUAGUGCUUGAGUAAUUGAGAUAAUUUUGAGAUGUUUUA